Messenger RNA from Nylanderia fulva, 4820 nucleotides. It is a transcript of the gene per, whose product is annotated as period circadian regulator. Lineage: Eukaryota; Metazoa; Arthropoda; Insecta; Hymenoptera; Formicidae. Gene Ontology annotation, biological process: circadian regulation of gene expression; entrainment of circadian clock by photoperiod; negative regulation of transcription by RNA polymerase II. Gene Ontology annotation, cellular component: nucleus; cytoplasm. Gene Ontology annotation, molecular function: transcription cis-regulatory region binding; transcription corepressor binding. The record is from RefSeq and is a predicted model, not a curated record.
UUAAGAAGCAGAAAACUUUAAAUGUGUCGAAGUGAAGCAACCAUACGUUCAGAUGAGACUUGCAGUAGUAAAGAUAUGUUCAAACACAGACAACGAGCAGUAGUAAAGGUCGAGCAUUAAAGAAGUACAGUAAAAUAACGAAGCGCAAUCGGGACCGGAGCGAAGUAGGCCGUAUAAUCCGCUGCGAAUAGAUUGGCGGGAAAGGAGGGGCGGGUGUCACGUGUCUCAGAACGUGCGGCCGGCAGCGGCGGCUCACUCCGCCAACUUCAAGCGUCAGUAGUACGUUUCGUCGCGCGCAUAAGCGAUCUUCGUCGAGGAUUGUGCUGGCACCAGGUCGAUCUCUUCCUCGUCAAUCCAUCGAGUGGAUCGAGAGAAGUGAGAGAGAUGAGUUGUAAAUUCAACGCUAGUAUAUCGCGCGCGUGGUGAGAGAGGUUUUUGACAGUUGUGCGUUUGUCUUUGAAAAAAAUUAGUUUAUUUGAACAAUAGAAAAAGAGAUCGCGCGCACAAAAUGGAGGAAGUAUCCGUGAAGAACGCCAAGGUGUCGGACUCCGGAUACUCCAACACUUGCAGCAACAGUCAGUCGCAACGAAGCAGCGACAGCUCAAGAAACAGUAAUCGCUCUGAAAGCAGUGGCUGUUGUGGUAGGCAUCCAUCAACCUUCGGAUCCAGCAAUGAGGCGCUACCGCAGCCGAUCAGCAAGAGAAAGGACAAGGAGCACAAGAAAAAGAAGUCGAAGGUAUCGGCGAUCAACGCCGAGACGGAAGUCAGUGCUCUGAAGACGACUAACGUGUUGCCCGAGGUCACAUCCUACAGCGUCAUCGUCCCCGCGAACAACGGUGGCGUUCUUAACGAGAAAUCAGAAGAGGUAACCAUUGUGGAAUUGGUGGAUGCAACAGAUCCUGGGGAGCACAACGGCGACAUCGUCACAGAUCCUGAUGCAGCAGGACUCGCUUCGCGGAUGAUCCCUCCUGAUGAUUCCACGUCUCAAGCCAACGAAGGAUUUUGCGCAGUGAUUUCGAUGCACGACGGCCUCGUGUUGUAUACAACCCCUUCGAUAUGCACCGCCCUCGGCUACUUCAAGGACGCCUGGAUCGGCAGGUCCUUCAUCGAUUACGUCCACCCGAAGGAUAAGGUCACCCUUGCCGAUCAGAUCACCAGCGGCAUCGCUUCCCCCCAGGAAGAGCGGUUUAAAGGCAUCAACGGCAGAAGGGCGAGUUUGUUCUGCGGCCUGCGAAGGUUCACCAAGUGCAACGUGCCGAACGGACAUCGCGCGGACGCCAGAUCGAACCUGUACCUGACGUUUCACCUGACCCUAUCGUUCCGCGACUUCCGAGACCAAACGGCAGAACAAAAGCCCAGCAACCGAGCUAUGUUCCUCGUAGUUACCGCCCAACCCGUCCAUUCCGCAUACAAAGCGCCAGAAGAAACAAUAAUAUCUUCGGUAUUCACGACUCGCCACACCUCGACGUGCCAUUUAUCUCAUGUUGAUCCCGACGUAGUCCAAUACUUCGGCUACCUACCGCAGGAUAUGGUUGGCCGUUCGCUGUUUGACUUCUAUCAUCCCGAGGAUCUGCCCUUCAUCAAAGACAUCUACGAGACUGUGAUCAGGCUCGAAGGCUCCUCCUUCAGGUCGAAACCGUACAGAUUCGCCGUGCAGAACGGAGGCUGCGUCGUCCUCGAGACCGAGUGGUCGUCCUUUAUCAAUCCUUGGACGAAAAAACUAGAGUUUGUCGUAGGUCAGCACCGGGUGCUCAAAGGGCCGGUGGAUCCGGACAUCUUUCGCGUGCCACGCGACACCGAUAGCGGCUACCUGACCAGCAUAAGCGAGGAGGUCCUGAAGGAGGCUAAGAUCAUCCAGGGCGAGAUACGGGCGCUCCUCGAGGAGAACGUCCAGACAAUGUCAGAUAUAACCGAGCUCGACGUAUCAAAGCGAUGUAAGGACCUAGCGUCCUUCAUGGAAAGUCUGCUGCAGGAGACGAAGGCACUCGGGGUCAGCAAGGAUGGACUUCUCACGGCGGACGAACUCAGGAGCUUUUCGGGAUCACGCAAUCCCUUGUUGCAGGAACACGACAGCGUGAUGUUCGGAGAGAUCUCGCCACAUCACGAGUACUACGACAGCAAGUCUUCCACAGAGACGCCCCCGAGUUACAAUCAGCUCAAUUACAACGAGAACAUUGAGCGUUUCUUCAAGAGCAAACCACCCGUCACCACCAUGUACGGCAGCGAUGAGGAGAACGUCAACUCCAGUAACGACGAGGGUGCGAGGAAAUGCAUGUCCCCGAUAAAUGGCAGCGGUGCCAGUGGCAGCGGCAGCGGCGAGAAUCUGAGUAGUGGUUCCAACAAUCAGACGAGCUCGGUCAGCCGCCAAGGCGACGCCUUCAACAUCACGAGCAACAGCAAUACGAUCACCCCGACGGAGGGCUUCAAGCUUCCCACGUUGACGGAGUCACUGCUGAACCGGCACAACGAGAACAUGGAGAAGCUGAUGAUGCAGAUGCACCGGGAGCUGCGCUCCAGCAUCAAGAACAGCGACAAGCUGAAGGACUCCCGCAACAAGACGGAAAAGAGUAACGCGACCGAGUAUGCGAAUCAGGGUCACGGGAUCAAGAGGAGCGGAAGUCGUCACAGCCGGGAGGGCGACAGCUUCAAGGUAUCGAAACACGAUAAAAUCUCGCGGACGAGCACGGCGGGUCCGGCGAAUCUGACGACCACCACCGUCACCAGCAUGAGUCUCGAUCAGUCGACUGUAGUGCAAACGGGGGCGAAUAUUAAUAUGUGGCCACCGCUGUCAGUUACUGUACCCUCCUCCUCCGUAUCUGCUCAACCUUGCGUUUCCCCCCACAAUACCAAUUCGGAGACGAGAUUUGCCUUACUUCCGCCGAUGAUACCGGUGUAUUACGUGCCGAUGGCGCAACCCAACGAGUCCGCGACGACGAUGUCAACGCCCCGGGAGAAGAUCGAUCCAUCCCCGUCGAUGCAAUCGACGCAGCAUCCUUACAUGUCCUAUGUCACGACCGGGAUGAUUUAUCCAGCCAUGAUCGGCGCGCCGCCGCCACGUGCGAUGAUGUAUCAGCCGUUUCUGAUACCGGAACAAGCGCCGACGCGCGAAAAUCAACAGCAGCCGUCUAACAACAAGAGUCCGGAUCGUAAACGACCGGCUAGCCAAGCUACGAGUGUCAAAGCCGAGCCGGGGAGCAUAAUGGCCAUGUCCGAGUCCUCGAAGAAGGUUCUAUCGCCGGGCGAGUUGUUUUCGUCAUGCGUGAGCAAUGACGGCUGUUGUUCGAGUGUGGUGGAUCUUCCAACGCCGGUGAAGAAGCGUCGAUCGACCGACUACGGUGGCGGGGACGAGUCGAGCUCGUCCAGCUUCUACAGCAGCUUCCUGUACAAGAGCAGCGAUAGCAGUUGCAAUCCAGACCAGAAAACAUGCGAAGUCUCCUCCGAGGAACACACCAAGUGCAAUCAAGGAAUGCGAAGGAGGGAUCCACCCUGGCUGGAGGGCGUUCAAUUGACGCCGGAGUUGAUCUACAAAUACCAGAUGCACCCGAAGACGUUGAACGAGGUGCUGAAGGUCGAUAUGGACGCGAUGAAGAAGUUGAAUCAACCGCUUCUGGUGAACGAUCAGCUGGGCCAACUUUACGUGGACCUGGAGCUGCAGGGCUUCGGCACGGAACUCGUUCUCGAGGAUGGGACCACGUCGAGCGGGAGCGAAAGCAGCGGAAGCAGCAACGGCAACUGGUCCGAGUCGCAGCGCAAGCAGACGAGAAAAAUGGUUAAGUACGGCAAACUAGUAAUGAUUCAUGAGGAGAACGCGCCUCUACCGCCUCCAUUAGCCUCCCAGAUUAUACCCUAUCAGCACUCGUAGGAGUCGGACAGAAUCUAGAAAAUACUCUUGCAAAGUCAAUAUUUCGUUUCGUCAUGCUUUGCAUUUCUCUCCAAAAAUGGAUACCACGUCGUUUAAUUAAUCUUUAGAUUACAUCGUAUUCUCGUUAUACUCUCAUCUACUUAGGUAUUAUAUAUUAUUUGGCUUUUAAGAGUUUAAUCGAAGAAUUUAACUUUCGUCCCCUGAAUCUAAUAAAAUCAUUAGAUUUCGUUUCCUUACAACGAGACACUUUAUAUACUUUCGUUUAAACUCUUGUAAGUUUAGAGAGAAUUGAGUGAUUUUUAAUUCAAUACAUUAAUAAUAAUAAUGUAUAUAAAGGACAAUAAUUCUCUCUCAAUAUGCUGCUAUCUAUAUAUAUUUUGAUAUAUGAAUUUAUUUAUAUUUUGAAUUAUUUUUGUAUAUUCGAGAUAUAAAAAUUAAGAGUCAAUUUUGUUGAACUCAUAUUGUUCAAACAUUGACAAUAAAAGUUAAGUUGUUUCUUUGAUAUACGUAAUAUUUAUCUGCGAAUAUUUUAAUCAAACGAGAGAGCCAAAAUAAAUUCUUUGAGAGAGUCGAUUGAACAUUUUUCUGUUAAAAAAAAACUAUAAAUAUGGAUCGAUGUGUACAUAAACACACACACGAAUGAAAUGCACUCGGUGAGAAACACGUAAAUUUUACCGAUGUUCAAAUAUAUACAAUUUUUAUUCUUACAUCUUUCGGAAAAAAAAAAUGAUUUUCAUUCAAAAGUGACCAGAAAUUGAAUGAAUGUUAUAAUAAAUAAAUCGUAUCAUAUUGAUGCCGAAGCUCGUGAGAAAUUCUUGAAGUUGCCUUAAGCACGAAUUGGAGUAUAUUUUUUAACGCAAGGAUAUAUUAAUUAAGCGUGGAGCGCAUAAUUAAAUGUCUGUAGAAUUAGCACGUAACAUUCGUAUUUGUAUGAAUAUAUAUAUAUAUAUAUAUAUAU